AUGGCUGCAACUGGACCAUUUCUGGGAGGGGGACGGGACUUUGAUCGACAAGAGUAUUUGCGCCGCACGCAAUCUGGGGUCUGCGAGAAGCUCCUUACCACCGCUGAUAUGAACACUCUCCACGCUUGCACCAUAAUUCAGUUCCUGCUUCUCGGCGACGGGCGCAUGACAAGCUACUGGGGUCUCGUCACGAUGCUGCCUCAAGUGGCGCUGCGCGCUGGAUUGCAUCUCGAGGAUCACCACCUCUCGCCGGAGCAGCGAGAAUACAGGCGUCUGAUGAGUCUUGUUGUCGACAACAGCUCAUGGAGAUCGCGAGAGUCUACCCGCCGCCUCUUCUGGGUGCUAUUCCUCUUGGAGCAGUUCGCCGCCUUGCUGUCAGGUACCAAGUCAAGCUUCGACCCUAACAUGGUUCGAAGACUUCUUCCUUGUGAUGGCCAAUUAUGGCUGGAGAAUCGACAGGUUCAAACUCGAGAAUUUAUACAGGCCAAUGUUGCCGCACAGGUGCGAAUCACCCCUGAUCCGAGUAUUGGUGGCUUGGCCUACCUCAUUGAGGCGACUGAGAUCCUCACCAUGGUCAACUCGUUCGCCAGGACAACGACUAGGACAAAGACGCCAUUCCAGGAUCCUCGAGGGUUCCUGAGAGAGUUUCUUAAUCUCGACUUGGUUCUGGCCAACUGGAAAUCGAGACUCCCUGCUCGAUAUCAGCACGCCUCGCCCGACAAGAAUGGGUACAUAGACCAUAACAUGACUCUCGCCCACUUGACGCACAACACAAGCGGCAUACUAUUAUACCAGGCCCCUCGAGCAUUCUGCAGACCCCAGCCCCCAGUCGGUAGUAGCACUCAGGACAGCAGCGGCCAAUCUACACUUAUGGCUCAUGUGGCACUGGUCAAGCAGGCCGCCAAAGAGAUCGGCAAGAUAUGUACUCGGUUCCUCCUUCACCGGAGGUACCUCGUGUCAGGGCAGUUCUCCUUUUGCCAGUUCAUCGCAGCUCGCGCCUUACUUGCUUACUCAAGCUGGUUGAUGGAACCGGUGGAUGACGACUUCGAGACAAUCCUCACCUCUCUAGCCGAGUCAUCCAAGCGAUAG
This is a messenger RNA of Fusarium falciforme, 1089 nucleotides long. Its product is annotated as Zn(2)-C6 fungal-type domain-containing protein. The transcript has a single exon. Gene Ontology annotation, biological process: DNA-templated transcription. Gene Ontology annotation, cellular component: nucleus. Gene Ontology annotation, molecular function: DNA binding; zinc ion binding. The record is from RefSeq and is a predicted model, not a curated record. NCBI's taxonomy places the organism in Eukaryota, Fungi, Ascomycota, Sordariomycetes, Hypocreales, Nectriaceae. Bases 1 to 1089 code for a protein of 362 amino acids.